AUGCCGCCCCCGCCUCAAAUGCAAGGUAUUCCAGGCGCCGAGCCGACCGUCUUCCAAAAGAUCAAAAUGGGAGUAAUGACCGGAACACUAGUCGGCUUGACUAUCGGCUUCAUCGGGGGAUCGAUUCAAAUCUUACGUGCUGGACCUGGACCGAGAGGAGCAUUGGGAACAUUGAGUCAGUUCAUGUUGAGUUCGGCGGCAACGUUCGGGUUCUUCAUGUCCAUCGGUACUGUGCUCAGGACGGAAGGGAUUGAAGCAAACCCCUACUUGACACCAAGUCAGAGGCGGGUGGCGUUGCAACAACAGGAGAAGAUGAUCGAGGCUGCGAGGAGGGGGGAGAUUGAGGUUGAGGAGCCAAAGUUGAGGAAAAGGUGA
Ustilago hordei is the source of this 375-nucleotide messenger RNA. Its product is annotated as related to MGR2 ### subunit of the TIM23 translocase complex. The coding region runs from base 1 to 375 and encodes 124 amino acids. Lineage: Eukaryota; Fungi; Basidiomycota; Ustilaginomycetes; Ustilaginales; Ustilaginaceae. Gene Ontology annotation, cellular component: TIM23 mitochondrial import inner membrane translocase complex. The transcript is spliced from 2 exons. Gene Ontology annotation, biological process: protein import into mitochondrial matrix; protein insertion into mitochondrial inner membrane. The record is from RefSeq and is a predicted model, not a curated record.